CUUGUUUACCUAUGCUUCGGCAGCAGUUCUUAACUCACCACAAACCGCAAACAACGCGUCCGCAACGCAAUACAAAACGCAACGCGCCUUAAAGCCAAGCUUACACCGUUUAACUUAGAACUGGAGAUUUCGUGUGCAAAUUAGUGCGAAUAAAAUGAAUCCCCUCAUCAGUAUUGCCCUAUUCGCGCUGGUCGCCUGUACCCAUGCUGAUGUGUCUCAUUUGUCAAGCACCUAUUUGCCUCCAUCGACCGCAUCGGCAUCUCGUACCGUCACCUUCAAUGCUGCCACAGGCUAUUCAAACGGCGGUGUAGGCGUUAGCAGUGGUGGCAGCAGUUUUGGUGGUCAUCGUUAUUCAGCACCCGCCGUUUCAUACAGCGCACCAUCAAGACAAGGGUACAGUGCAUCGUCGAGCUCCGGUGGUUAUACGGUGGCAUCUGCGCCAUCGCAUAAAUAUAUAGCUCCUGUUCAAGCGCCAGCUCCUGUGCACCACGCACCUGUCGCAGUACAUCACGCUCCGGUCCAAUCGUACCGCGCUCCAGCGACCAGUUAUAGUGCACCUGCCGUACACACCUCAUCUUAUCGCGCUCCAGCUGCCACCUAUGCUGCUCCUGUAGUUCAGCGCCCUGCCGUUGUACAACAACAUGCUCCAGUUCAACAAUACCGCGCCCCAGUUGUAUCGCAAACUGUCUCAUCGGGCGCUCAAUACCGUGCGCCAGCUCCGGUCUACAGAGCACCAGCUGCAGUGAGCCAUGGUUCGUCAUCUGGUUCUUAUAGAGCUCCUUACUCAUACAAUCCUCCUGCAACAACUCAUCGUGCGCCAGUGGCUCAAUAUCAAUCGUCCGCCGCGACAUAUAGCGCUCCCUCUGUUCAAUAUCAAGCUCCUGCUGCAUUAUACAGCGCUCCAGCGCCUCAGUACCAUGCCCCCGCUGCUACUUAUAGCGCACCUGUAAGAGCUAGCUAUCAAGCUCCAGCUUCCACCACAUACAACGCUCCAGCUAUUUCGUCCAGCAGCAUUUCAAGCGGUUCGUACCAAGCUGCGCCCGCCCACUACAGCAGGCCUGCGGUCUCGUACAGCGCUCCAGCUAAGUCCAUUUCGACAUCAUCAUCCAGUCUUGGCACCCAAUACGCGGCUAACGGUGGUUAUAUUUAUUAAGAACUAAUUCCAAACCCAAACUUCGAUCUUUUAUAUGUUAAAUGUUGGUAUUUUCUCGCUUCGAAUUGGUUAAAGAAGGUUAAAGAAGAUUAAAUAUUUUUAAUUGAAACGAAA
Messenger RNA from Zeugodacus cucurbitae (melon fly), 1267 nucleotides. Its product is annotated as cuticle protein 16.5. Lineage: Eukaryota; Metazoa; Arthropoda; Insecta; Diptera; Tephritidae. The record is from RefSeq and is a predicted model, not a curated record. The coding region runs from base 155 to 1153 and encodes 332 amino acids. The transcript has 2 exons.